ACUGGGUUACUGUGAUUCUCUUCUCUGUUAUCUCCCGUCUCUCUCCUCCCUUCCCUUCCUUCCCCUCCUCUCUCUCUCUCUCUCUCUGUCACCCCCUCCCUGCCCAAAUUUAGCCGUUGUAGCUUCCGCCCUCUCUCUCUCUCUACAGACUCUAGGAACACGAAACGUGAAGAGGCAGAGGGGGAGGAGACGGUUAACCUUUCCCGAAUCGACCCCGUUCUUGGGUGCGAAGCGAUCUUUCUCCCACCCGAGCGCGAGGAGCUUCACUUUGAUCCUCGCAUCGCAUCUUCUUCCACUGUUGCGCUUGCGUUUGGGGGGCAGUCAAGAUGAGGCUCCUGGCCUGCUGCUACAAUGAUCCGGAGAUGCAGAUCGAUCCGGACACCGUCUACCCUAUCCGCCCCGACUGCCGCGACGACGCCCCCAAGACGCGCUUCAAGCCCCGGCCUGGCCUGACCCUCAGUCCAAGGAGAUGGAAGCUUCUCCACAAUGAGGAAGGUGUUUUGGACAUAGCUGGAAUGAUCAAAAGAGUGCAACAUGGGGGAGUCCACCCAACAAUCAAAGGAGAGGUUUGGGAAUUUUUGCUGGGCUGCUAUGACCCUAAAAGCACUACUGAACAGCGCAGCCAAUUGCGACAGAAGCGAAGGUUAGAGUACGAGCAACUGAAAGCGAAGUGCCGAGAAAUGGACACAACAGUCGGUAGUGGAAGGGUAAUCACUAUGCCUGUAAUAACAGAAGAUGGUCAACCUAUCGAAAAUCCUAACUCCGAUGGAGGGGCAGCAGGUUCUGAACAGCAAAACAAUGGCGCACCACUCCCAAAAGAAGUUAUUGAUUGGAAGCUUACUCUACACCAGAUUGGUCUUGAUGUUAACCGUACUGAUCGUGUGCUUGUUUAUUAUGAGAGACAAGAGAAUUUGGCAAGGUUGUGGGAUAUUCUUGCAGUGUAUUCAUGGAUUGAUAAAGACAUAGGUUAUUGUCAGGGAAUGAGUGAUCUUUGUUCACCAAUAUCAAUCAUUCUGGAACAUGAAGCAGAUGCUUUUUGGUGCUUUGAGCGUCUAAUGCGCAGGGUGCGAGGAAAUUUCAAAAGUACUUCUACUUCCAUUGGAGUUCGAGCUCAGCUGACUACCUUGUCAACCAUAAUGAAAUCUGUUGAUCCAAAGCUGCAUGAACAUUUAGAAAAUCUUGAUGGAGGGGAAUACUUAUUUGCCUUCCGAAUGCUGAUGGUUCUUUUCCGUAGGGAAUUCUCAUUUGUUGAUACGAUGUACCUUUGGGAGCUCAUGUGGUCUAUGGAGUACAAUCCAAAUCUCUUUUCAAUGUUGGAGAGUGGUACUGGCACAUCAAGCGCAAACACAAAGGAUGAAAGUGUUCUAGGACAGUGUGGAAAGUUUGAGCGGAAGAUAUUGCAAGCAGCUAAGAAAGAUGACCAGAUCCCUCUAUCUGUCUUUGUUGUUGCUAGUGUUAUAGAGGCUAGAAACAAGCAGUUACUGGGUGAGGCAAAAGGUCUAGACGAUGUUGUCAAGAUUUUAAAUGAAAUCACUGGUAGUCUGGAUGCAAAAAAGGCAUGCAGAGGAGCAUUGCAGAUUCAUGAGAAGUACCUUAACACGGUAAAAGCAUCAUAAGGACAUGUACAGCUUCACUUGGAUGGGCUAUUUAUUAUUAUUUUUUGGAUUAGGGAAGGCGUUGUACAAAAGAACUUUUUUCAUUCUUUGUGUAUUGUGUAAUUCUUUAACACUUGUAAAUUGCAUUUACACAAAAAAAAAGGAUAAGGAUUUCAUUCAAAAAUAAAAAAGAAGGAAGAAAAGAAUGUUGAUCUUGUAAAGAUGCGAGGCACUAUGUUUAUACCAUAAUAAAGCCAUCAUGAUUCUUUUCUGCUUGUCGUCAGCUCUCAUACUGCAACAACUAGGUUCACCUUGUCUGAA
Sorghum bicolor (sorghum) is the source of this 1916-nucleotide messenger RNA. RefSeq names its product TBC1 domain family member 15. NCBI's taxonomy places the organism in Eukaryota, Viridiplantae, Streptophyta, Magnoliopsida, Poales, Poaceae. The record is from RefSeq and is a predicted model, not a curated record. The transcript is spliced from 11 exons. Gene Ontology annotation, biological process: activation of GTPase activity. Gene Ontology annotation, molecular function: GTPase activator activity. Bases 327 to 1616 code for a protein of 429 amino acids.